CCCCAGCAGCGGCUCACUCUGCUCCCCCGGGUCGGAGCCCCCCGGAGCUGCGCGCGGGCUUGUAGCGCGGAGUCUAGCGCAGAGCGCCUCGCCCGCGUCGUCCUCCCCGCACCCGGCGUCUCGGCGCUCCCGCCGUCCCGCCGCCCGCUUUCCAGCGCAGCGAGCGGGUCCGGGACGAGCUCGGGCCCCGGCCGCCUCGUGCUUCCCCGGCUCGGCUCCCUCCGCCCCCCGGGGGUCGCGCGCCCACGAUGCCGCAGGGCCCCGGCUCGCUGCUGCUGCUGGUCCUCGCCUCGCACUGCUGCCUGGGCUCCGCGCGCGGGCUCUUCUUCGGCCAGUCCGACUUCUCGUACAAGCGCAGCAACUGCAAGCCCAUCCCGGCCAACCUGCAGCUGUGCCACGGCAUAGAGUACCAGAACAUGCGGCUGCCCAACCUGCUGGGCCACGAGACCAUGAAGGAGGUGCUGGAGCAGGCGGGCGCCUGGAUCCCGCUGGUCAUGAAGCAGUGCCACCCGGACACCAAGAAGUUCCUGUGCUCGCUCUUCGCCCCCGUCUGCCUCGAUGACCUGGACGAAACCAUCCAGCCAUGCCACUCGCUCUGCGUGCAGGUGAAGGACCGCUGCGCUCCAGUCAUGUCCGCCUUCGGCUUCCCCUGGCCCGACAUGCUCGAGUGCGACCGUUUCCCCCAGGACAACGACCUCUGCAUCCCCCUCGCUAGCAGCGAUCACCUCCUGCCGGCCACCGAGGAAGCUCCAAAGGUAUGCGACGCCUGCAAAAAUAAAAACGAGGAUGACAACGACAUAAUGGAAACUCUUUGUAAAAAUGAUUUUGCACUGAAAAUAAAAGUGAAGGAGAUCACCUACAUCAACAGAGACACCAAAAUCAUCCUGGAGACCAAGAGCAAGACCAUCUACAAGUUGAACGGUGUGUCCGAAAGGGACCUGAAGAAAUCGGUGCUGUGGCUCAAGGACAGCUUGCAGUGCACCUGCGAGGAGAUGAACGACAUCAACGCGCCCUAUCUGGUCAUGGGACAGAAACUGGGCGGGGAGCUGGUCAUCACCUCGGUGAAGCGGUGGCAGAAGGGGCAGAGAGAGUUCAAGCGCAUCUCCCGCAGCAUCCGCAAGCUGCAGUGCUAGGUCCCCGCGCAGCCCGGCUCUGCCCGCCCUACCCUGUCUCCUCCGGGACCUCAGCGCUCGUUUCCCAGGCACAGUCCCUGCAGCUCCGGCCCCAGCCCGGAGCUGCCCCCCUGCCCUUUGCACGUUUGCACCCCCGGCAUGUCCUGAGUUGUAAGGCCCUCAGAGGCAUCAGCAAUGGAGAGCUGUUUUCACAUAAAGGAAAAAAACCCACCCAAAUCAUGUAGAAAUAUUCCAACUAAUAAAAUCAUGGCUAUUUCUACGACGUUUUAAAAUAGCUCAUGUCAAAACUAGCUUCGCCUAGGUGCAGCUGGGCCUUGGGUUUGACUUUGUUGGUUGGUUUGGUUGGGGUCAGCCGAUUUUCACUUUCCAAGGCUGCCGGAACGUGCAGAGAGCUCCGCUUUGCUCUGUGGUUCCAACUGUCGUGGGUCCAAAACCCGGUUGAGAUAAAGCUGGCUGUUAUCUCAACAUCUCUUUCGGCUUCAGCCUGAUACUCAGCGCCUACGUCUUGUAACAGCUCACUUGGCAUUUUACAUCCCUGUCGGGAACUGACAACUGCAGUACGUAUCGCUAUUCCAGGUAGAGUAUUUCCAUUUAUAAAAACCACAUUAACCACCGUAGCAUGAGUUCUUCAAAUAAAGGGCGACGCAGACAAAUGUUAUCAUUGACCUGAGUACUUUAAGCUUUGUUUAAAACACUUUUUCCUUAAUUUUGCAAAUUAAACCAGUGUAGCUUCCCUGUAAUAUACAUAGUAGUUGACUUGAAAAAGUUGUACAAAUAUUGCUUUAACCAACACUGUAAAUAUUUCAGAUAAACAAUAUAUUCUUGUAUAUAAACUUGACAUCCUGUUUUACCAA
Molecule: messenger RNA, 1987 nt
Organism: Camelus dromedarius (Arabian camel)
Lineage: Eukaryota; Metazoa; Chordata; Mammalia; Artiodactyla; Camelidae
Gene: SFRP2
Product: secreted frizzled related protein 2
Exons: 3
Coding region: 249-1133 (294 amino acids)
Biological process (GO): canonical Wnt signaling pathway; non-canonical Wnt signaling pathway
Molecular function (GO): Wnt-protein binding
Source: RefSeq, a predicted model, not a curated record